GAGCGGAGGGGGCCGGCGGCCCAGGAGGGGAGGGGGCCGGCGGCCCAGGAGGGGAGGGGGCUGGCGGCCUAGUAGAGGAGGGGGCUGUUGCCCUACGGGCCCUGCCGGGCACUGAGCCCUGGUACAGAAACCGGCUGGGCCAGAAGGUGAUUCAUUUGGUGAAGUUCCUGCUCCUGAAGAAUCGAAGGAAGGAGACCACCACGAAGGCAGAAAUCCUGGCUCUGGUCAUCAGAAAGCACAAGAGACACUUCCCCGUGAUCUUCAAGAGGGCCUCGGAGGUCCUGCAGCUCAUCUUUGGCAUCGACGUGAAGCAAGUGGACCCCAGCAGCCACUCCUACGUCACGGUCCCCACCCUGGGCCUCACCUACGACGGGAUGUCGCCGAGUGGUGCCCCGAGCGCACCCAAGACCAGCCUCCUGAUCCUGGUCCUGGGCGUGAUCUUCCUGGAGGGCAACUGCGCCCGUGAGGAGAAGAUCUGGGAAGCUCUGGGCAUGAUAGGCGUGUAUGCUGGGCAGGAGCACUUCAUCUACGGUGAGCCCCGGAGGCUCCUCACCAAAGACUGGGUGCAGGAGAAGUACCUGGAAUACCGGCGGGGGCCCGGCAGCCUUCCUGGCUGCUCGGAAUUGCAGUGGGGCCCGAGGGCCCACGUGGAAACCAGCAAGAUGAAAGUCCUCGAGUUUCUGGCCAAGGUCAGUGGCACUGACCCGAGUUCCUUCCCAUCCCAGUAUGCAGAGGCUCUGAGGGAAGAGGAAGAGAGAGGCCGAGCCCCAGUCACAGCCAGAGCUCGCACAAGGGCUGUGGGUUGUAUCUGUUCCGGGGCCACGUCCAGCGUCUUCUCCUGCCCCCUAGGGCAGGAGGCGGACCCUCACUCUGUGCUUGAAGAGGGCGGUCAGCAUGCCAAGUAG
Molecule: messenger RNA, 905 nt
Organism: Trichechus manatus latirostris (Florida manatee)
Lineage: Eukaryota; Metazoa; Chordata; Mammalia; Sirenia; Trichechidae
Product: melanoma-associated antigen 10-like
Exons: 1
Biological process (GO): negative regulation of transcription by RNA polymerase II
Cellular component (GO): nucleus
Source: RefSeq, a predicted model, not a curated record